Molecule: messenger RNA, 8799 nt
Organism: Closterium sp. NIES-65
Lineage: Eukaryota; Viridiplantae; Streptophyta; Zygnematophyceae; Desmidiales; Closteriaceae
Source: the annotation of a GenBank genome assembly
AUGGUGGAACCCUCAUCCACCACCGACGAGAACCACUGCGAACCGGAGAAUAGAGACGAUUCCACCUUCAACACCAUGAACAACAACUUCAGCAACAGCAGCCACAACAACUAUGGCAGCAACGCCUUCCUUCAGUCCGUGUCGGAAAUCCACACCCCGCUGAGCAAGCGCGAGACGAACAGCGACAUUCACUACCGACCGUCCGCGUUCGCAUCGUCGCUUCGUGAAACCACGAAUCACAAAUUCCAUCCCGGCAGCGCGGUUCACCACGGGAGCUACGGAACGCCGUUCACGGGAGCGCGAGGCGGGACGCCGUUCACGGGAGCGCGAGGCGGGACGAAGGUGCGCCAGUCGCCGGCGGUGCAGAGGAAGGAGGUGCUCCAGCUGAUGGAGGAGCGGGAUGAAGCGCAACGAGCGGCCAAGGCGAUCUUCGAGGAGAAACGAGAUCUCGAGGCUGUGCACGAGCGGUUACUGGAGGAGUACGAGGAGAAGGAGAUGGAGCUGGAGGAGGCGAUGGCUGCCAGGGACGCGGAGGUCAACCGACGGAAGCAGCUCGAGAACGCCUUGGCUGUGGCGGAGGGGAAGGACGGAGACGGAUGGCGGCGACUGCAGAGGGAGCAGCAGUUGCAGGAACAGGCGCAAGUGGGAGGCGGCGGAGAGGGAGCUGGGCGAGGCGAGGCAGGAGCUGGCUCGCCUGGAGGUGCAGCAGCGACGCCUGCCGCACAUGGAGAAGCAGCUGCAGGUGAGCCUCAUCGCCGGGUAUGCGUUUCCUCCUUCCACUGGGUAUGGGUACCGUCUUUGGCAAGCAAGCGGUCUGAAGCAGGCGUGCACCUCCAGCUCCUCCCGAAGCAGGAGCUGGCUCGCCUGGAGGUGCAGCAGCCGCCGCGCCUGCCGCACAUGGAGAAGCAGCUGCAGAACCUGAAGAGGGAGGUGGAGAGGUGGAGAGGCAAGGCGGAGGAGAUGCAGCGAGAGGCGGAGGAGCAGAGGACGAGAGCCAAGGUGGCAGAGGUCAAGAAGACGACACUUGAAGAGCUGGUGGCUUCCCUCACGAAGGAAGAUAGAGACGAUGGCGACAGUGAGAGCAACGGGGAAGAGGAAGCAGAGGCGGACGAGGCGGAAGAGGAGGCUGAGGAGGAUGAGGAGGAGGAGGAUGAGGAGGGUGAGGAGAAGUGGAAGGAGGAGCAAGUGAAUCAGCAGCUGCAGGCGAUGAAGGAGGCGUAUCAGGAGUUUGAAGGCAUCAGAACCACGUGUGACGAAACAUCUUCUGCGGAAACAGCCUCUAAGGUGCCUCAACAGCAGUGUGAAGGCAUGAACGUGGCCGAUCUUCGACACUCCGCCUCCGCCUCCACCCCCGUCCCCGCCCCGUCCCCAGCCGCGGCGGCUAGGGGUGAACAAGCUGGGUACCAUAUAGACACACCAGGGGAGUGGGGAAGGCUGAGUAUGACGGCAGGAAAGGAGAGUCUGGGAGGGGCUGGGAGUGUGAGCACAACGGGGAGUGUGGGGAGUGUGUUGUACGGACAGAACGAGGAGACGGGGAGGGUGAUCAGCAGCCUGCAGUCGAAGGUGCGCGCGGCGCUGCGCGAGAGGGACGCGGGGAGGGUGGAGUGCGCGCGGCUGGGUGAGAUGGUUGCGGGGCUGCGGAGGGACCUGGCGCGGGCGGAGGAGGCGGGGGGAAAGGCGGGGGCGGAGGCUGCGGAGGCGGAGGCUCUGCUGGUGGAGAGGGAGCAGCGGGCGGCGCAGCUGAUGGCAGCCGAGGGAGCUCGGCUGGAGGGGGAGAAGGAGAAAGCCCUGCUCGCCGCGGACCUCUCGUCCACCAGGGCGGAGGUUUCCCGCCUGGAGAGGAGCAUGGCAGAGUCAGAGAAGCUGUCCAAGCAGUGGCUGUCCUCGCUACAAGCAGAACUCGCUGUGGUUAAAACGGAGGUUGAGCGCAAGGAGCGCAAGCUGGAAGAAGCUACACGCGAGUUGAACGUUAAGUUUAGGGAGUGCGAGAGGAUGGAGAGGGCCUGGGAGAAGCAGCAGGAGGCUUGGAACGGAGAGGCGCAAGAGGCAGCGGUGCAGCUCGUUUCAGCGCGGUUGGACCUGGCUGGUUGCGGUUUUGAGAGGAGUGAGGCCGAGAGGGAGUGGGAGGAGGAGAGGAGGGCGAGGGAGGAGGAGUGGGCGGGCAGGGAGAAGGAGUGGGUUGGGGAGAAGCUGACGUGGAUCAAGGAGCAGCUGACGUGGGCAGCAAAGGAGCGAGAAUGGGCGAAGGAAGCAGAUGAGCAGAGGGAGCACGUGGCAUGGCUUGAAGCGAGCCUGUCCGGGGUAGAGCAGGAGAAGCAGGAGCUUCUGCAGGCUAAGAAAGAGGCGGAGCAGGAGCGAGAGGAGGUGGAGAUGGAGAGGGAGGAAGUGGAGCAGGAGAGGAGGAGACUUGAAGGAGUGGUGGUUGCUCUGCGGGACGAGGGACAGCGGAUGGAGCAGGAGCUGGAGAGGGUGCGGAAGCAGGCGGAGGCGGAGCAGCAGGCAGCACAGCAGGCGAUGCAGGAGUGGGAGCAAAAGAAGCAGCAGUGGGCGGGCUGUGAGGCGCAGAUGGCAGCUCAGGUGGGCAGCUUGGAUGAGGAGAUCACUGGGCUGAAAGUGGCACAAGCAGCGGAGCAGCAGGCGUGGGCGGAGAAGCAGUGCAGGUGGGCGUCUGAGGUAGAGGAAUGGACGCGGAAGGAGCAGCAGUGGGCGGGCUGUGAGGCGCAGAUGGCUGCUCGUGUGAGGUGCUUGGAUGAGGAGAUCACUGGGUUGAGGGAAGCGCGAGCAGCCGAGCAGCAGGCGUGGGCAGAGAAGGAGAGGCAGGAGCAAGGACGAGUAGCCUCUCUGGUGGAGCAGUGGGGGCGGAAGGAGGAGCAGUGGGAGGCUGAGAGGAGGGAGCUGGUCGGCAAGGGAGAGGAGGUGUCUGCUCAGGCUUUGAUUCUGACUGAAGAGUUGGCUUCUGUGAAACAGACAUAUGCGGAGGAGCAGCUGCAGUGGGCGGAAGAGAAGGGGGAGCUCGCAGCUAAGCAUGAGGAGCUGUCUGCGCAGGCUAUGCUUCUGACUGAAGAGUUGGCUGCUGUGAAGCGGGCUUACGCGGGGGAGCAGCAGGAGUGGGCGAUAAAGGGGAAUGAGUGGAGGGCGAGGGAGCAGGAGUGGGAGGUGCUGGAGCAGCAGCAGAGGGUGCGGCUGGGGGAGAUGGAGACCGCGUUGGAGUGUGUUAAGGCGGAGAAGGCUGCUGUGGAGGAGGAGGUUGGAGACGUGAGGCAGGAGAGGGAGGAGCUGACGAGGGCCGUUGAUGCUCUAGAGCGCGAGAAGCAGGAGCUGAUCGCAGCCAUUGAUUCGCUGGAGAAGGAGCGGGCGGCAGAGCGGGAAGAGUGGGGAGAGAAGGAAGAGGAAUGGAAGAAGGAGCAGGAAGUGCAGGAAAGGCGGAUGAGGGAGCUUCAGGGGAUGUUAGAAACGGUGCAACAGGAGAGUGUGCAGCAGAGGAGGGAGUGGGAAGGUAAGGAAGGGAAGUGGCUGGCGAAGGAGCAAGAGUGGCAGGAGAAGGAGCAGGCGUGGCAUUGUAGGGAGGGAAUUCUGGGUGAGGCUCUUGCUGCCGUGGAGGCGGAGCUGUGUGUGGUGAAGGGAGAUGUGGCAGAGAAGCAGCAGGCGAUAGCAGCAGCGGAGCAAGAGUUGUGCCUGGUAAAGGGAGACCUGGCGGCGAAGGAGAAUGCUUGGACGCGCAGGGAGGGUAUCUUGGGAGAGGCUCUUGCUGCCGUGGAGGCAGAGCUGUGUGUGGUGAAGGGAGAUCUGGUAGAGAAGCAGCAGGCGAUAGCAGCAGCGGAGCAAGAGCUGUGCCUGGUAAAGCGAGACCUGGCAGCGAAGGAGCAGACGAUUGCAUGCUGGCAGGAGAAGGAGCAGGCUUGGACUUGCAGGGAGGGCGUUCUGGGUGAAGCCCUUGCAGCAGCGGAGGAGGAGUUGUGUGCGGUGAAGGGAGGUAUGACAGCAAAGGAGCAGCAGUGGGUGGAGAAGGCGGGGGUGAUGGAUGAACAGAUGGCAGCUGUGCAGCAGAAUCUGGCGGCAGCUCAGGCUGACGUGGAGACUGCUGAAGCUAAGCUGGCAGCAGUGAGGAAUGAGCUGGUAGAGAGGGAUCAGGAGCUGGCAGUGACGGAGCAGCGAUGGGCUGAGAAGGAGGCGGCAUGGGAGGUGACGAGAUUAACGUUUGAGGGGAGGGUGACAGAACUCGAAGGGAGCGUUGCUAGCUUGGAAGAAGAGAGGUCAGAAAUGAAGCGUAAGAUGCAAUCCAAGCACGAGCAUUGGGCGGAGAAGGAGCAGCAGCUGCUGCUGGUGCAGCGGCAGCAGGAGGAGUCAGCAGCAGGUGCUUUACGAGCUGCAGAGGCAGCAAAGGAAGAGGCGGAGGUGCAGGGGCAAGCCUGGCUGGGUCGGGCAGAGGAAGCAGAGAAGAGAGAGGAGGGUCUGAGAGAGGAGAUGGAUGGUCUGAUUAAGGAAGCGGCGGCUAGGCACCAGAGAGUAGUGAGGGACUUGACUGAGGCGCGUGGGAAGCUGGAUAGUGUGAAUGCGCGGUUGGAUGCGGUUCUGGGAGAGAGGGAUGGGUUGAAACGGGAGCUGGAGGGCGUGAGGAGGGAGUUUGGGCGGGAGAGGGACGGGUGGGUGAAGGAACGGGCGGGUCUGGAGGAGAAGGUGAGAGGUUCGGAGGAGAAAGUGAGGGGUUUGGAGGAGAAAGUGAGGGGUUUGGAGGAGGAAGUGAGGGGUUCAGAGGAGUCAAACGCGCAGCUGAGAGCAGCGGCAUCCCAGCUGCAGGGGCAGAAGGUGGCAUUGGAAGAGAUGGUGAGGAGCCUGAGGGAUAUUAAUGUGGAGUUAGAGCAGGCGAACGGGCAGCUUAUGGGAGGCAACGUGCAGUUAGAAGCGAGUGUCGGGCAGCUUAGGACGGCCAACGGGCAGCUGAAAGCAGCAGUGGCUCGGCUGGAGGGGGAGAAGGCGGCGGUAGAGGCGGAGAGGGCGGAAGGGGAGGCGGAGUGGGAGGCGGAGAGGGAGGGGAUGGAGAGGGAGAGGGGGAGGUUGGUGGGGGAGAGGGAGAGGCUUUUGGGGGUGAAUGCGCAGCUGAAGGCUGCUGUGGGGAGGUUGGAGAAGGAGAAAGGGGAGGCGGAGUGUGGGAAGGCGGAAGCUGAGGCGGAGUGUGCGGAGCUGAAGGGGGAGAGGGAGGAGCUGCGGGCGCUGGUGGCGCGGUUGGAGGGGGAAAAGGCGGAGGUGGAGAGGAGUAAUGAGGAGCUGAAGAAUGAAGUGUGUGUACUUAAGGAGGCUGUGAGUGGGCUGGAAGCGGUCAGAGAUGGGUUGGAGGAGGAGAAGAGGGAGGUGGAGAGGCGGAACGAGGAGGUGCUAGGAGAGAGGGAGCGGCUGAAGGGCGAAUUGGCACAGGCUCUGUCAGAGAAGGGAGAGGUUGAAGCAGAGAGGGAGGCGCUGCAGCAAGCACUGGGACAGGCGCAGGCAGAGACGAAUCAACUUGAAGCCGAGAGGGAGCAGCUGCAGGCAGGUAUCGGCGAAUGCGAGAGAGAAAUUGGCCAGUUGAAGUCUGAGAAUGAGGCCCUAGAUGCGGCUAAGAAGGGGCUGGAGGGAGCCCUGGGGCAGGCGCAGACAAAGGUGGGGCAAUUUGAAGCGGAGAGGGAGCAGAUGGAAGCAGGUAUCGGCGAGUUGGAGAAGGAAAUUGGCCAGUGGAGGGCGGAGGGUGCAGCUUUGGCUGCAGCGAAGGGGGCUCUGGAGGAGGAGCGGGUGGUGCUGCUGGCUGGUGCGGCUGAAAUGAAGGCAGAAAUCGAGCAGCUGAGAACCGAAGGAGCAGCUUUGGCUGCAGCGAAGGGGGCUUUGGAGGAAGAGCGAGUGUUGCUGCUGGCUGGUGCGGCUGAGAUGGAGGGAGAAAUCGAGCGGGUGAACUCUGAGAAUGAGGUUUUGAGUGCGGGUAAGGAGCAGUUGGAGGGAGAGAGGGAGAGUUUGCUUGCUGAAAGAGAGAGUGUGCUGGCUGAGAGGGAGGGUCUGCUUGCUGAUAAGGCUGGGCUGGAGAAGGAUAAGGACGGACUACUCGAGGAGCGGGAGGUGCUUCAGCAGGAGAAGGGUGAUUUGGAGGAGAGGGUGGUAGCCCUGGCAGGUGAAAGGGAUGGGCUGACGGUCAAGGUGGGGGAAUUGGAAGCCGAGAGGGCUCGUCUGGUGGAAAAAAAUGCAGGUUUGAAUGGGGAGAAGGAGGCGCUGAUGGGUGAAAAGGAAGCUUUGAUUGUGCAGCACAGGGAGCUGGAAGGUGCGAAGGCUGGUUUGAUGGGGCAGGUUGCAGGUUUGAGGGGAGAAAAGGAGGCGUUGCUGGUUGAAAAGGCAGAGUUGGUGGAAUGGAAGUCAACAGUGGAAGCUGAGAGGGAUGGGAUGCAGGUGAAGGUAGGGGAGCUUGAGGCUGAGAGGGAUGGGCUGAAAGUACAGAUGGGGGAACUGGAGGUUGAGAGGGAAGAGCUGAUGGUGAAGCACAGGGAGCUUGAAGGUGAGAGGAUUCGCUUGAUAGAGCAGAUCGAGGAUUUGAACAGAGAGAAGGAUGUGCUGAUGGUCGAGAGGGAGGAGUUGGUGGAGGAGAAGGCAGCUUCGGAAGCUGAGAGGGGUCGUAUGAAGGUACAGAUACGGGAGAUGGAGGUCGAGAGGGCGGGACUUGUGGAGCAGAUCAGGUGCUUGCAGUCAGUGAAGGAGGCGCUAAUGGGCGAAAAGGAGGAGCUGGUGAGGGAGAAGGAAGCAGUAGAGGCUGAGAGGGAUGGGCUGAAGGUGAAGCAAGGGGAGGUUGAAGCUGAGAGGGCUGUUCUUGUGGAGCAGAUUGGGUGCUUGCAGGCAGAGAAGGGGGUGCUGGAGGGGACAGUGGGACGGCUGCAAGGGGAAUGGACAGCGCUUCGAGGACAGCUUGAUUCGUUACAAGGGGAGCAUGACUCGUUACAGGGAGAGUUUGAUUCGCUGCAAGGGGAGUUCAGUGCAGUGCAGGAGGAGAAGGUGGGCGUGGAAGCGGAGAGGGCAGAGCUGCAAGACAAGGCUCGUGCUCUGGAGGAGAGGCGAGCCGAUUUGGAAGGAGAGAAGGCCGUUUUGGAGGGAGAGAAGGCCGUUUUGGAGGGAGAGAAGGCCGUUUUGGAGGGAGAGAAGGCCAUUUUGGAAGACGUGGUGCAAGGUCUGAGAAGCGAGAAGGAGUCAGUUGAGAGUGCUAACUGCGAGCUCAAAGACUCGUUGAGCGAGAGCAGGAGCACUGUGCUGCAGCUAGAGAAUGCGCUGGAGGAGAGGGAGGGUGCUGUGAGGAGGUUGGAGGGAACUGUGCAGCAGCUAGAGCAGACAGUGAAGGAGAGAGAGGGCGCUAAUUGCGAGCUCAAAGCAUUGCUGAGCGAGAGUAGGAGCACUGUGGCGCAGCUAGAGAAUGCACUGGAGGAGCGGGAGGGUGCUGUGAGGGCUUUGGAGGGCACAGUGCAGCAGCUGGAGCAGAAAUUGGAGGGCGCUAAUUGCGAGCUUGAGGCCUUGGUGGAGGAGAGUAGAAGUGCUGUUCAGCAGCUGAAGGAGACGUUGGAGGAGAGGGAGGGCGCUGUGAGGAGGUUAGAGGGCGCUGUGCAGCAGCUAGAGCAGACGUUGGAGGAAAGGGAGGGUGCUAACUGCGAGCUUAAGGCGUUGGUGGAGGAGAGUAGGAGCACUGUGCAGCAGCUGAAUCAUGCUUUAGAGGAGAGGGAGGGUGCUGUGAGGAGGCUGGAAGGGACUGUGCAGCAGCUAGAGCAGAAAUUGGAGGAGAAGGAGGGUGCUAACUGCGAGCUUGAGGCGUUGGUGCUGGAGGGUAGGAGCACUGUGCAGCAGCUGAAGCAUGCACUGGAAGAGAAGGAGGGUGUUGUGAGGAGGUUGGAAGGGGCAGUGGAGGAACUGGAGGGGGAGCGGAAGGCAGGAGAGGAGGAGGUGAGUUCGAUGAAGGUGGAGCGAUCAGAGCUAGAGGCUUCCCUGCUGCGACUACAAGUGCGACAGGUGGAGCUGGAAAGUCGCCUGCAGGAGAUGAAAGGAGAGAAGGAGAAGUUUGAAUCACGGCUGCAGGAGGCACAGCAGGAGCAGCAGGAGAUGCAGCAGCAGAUGCAGGGGAAGGAGGAGGAGAUGAGAGGCUUGCAGGAGGAUUGGACACGGGUGGAGCAGCGAUGGGAUGCGGAGAUGAGGGAGAAGGAAGCUGCGUGGAAGGAGCUGGAGGGGAGGCUGAGGGGAGAGGUAGCAGAGAGGGAGGGGCAAGUGGGGAGGCUGAAUGGGCUCGUGGAGGGACUGGAGGGGCAGAUGAAAAAGGAGAGAGAGCGUGUUUUGGCUCUGACUGGACAAGUGAAUGAGCUUUUGGAGGUGAAGGGGCAGUUGGACGAGCAGAGGGAAGGGGUUGUGAGGGAGAAGGAGCAGCUGGGAGAGCGAUGUAGUUUUGCAGAGGCAGCAGCAGAUGGAGCAGCAAAGAUGUGCGGAGUGAUUUCCGAGGCGCCAUCACAAAGCCACUCAAAUUGCCUUGUCGUGCGCUCUCCUCUGCUUCCCUUGUUCUUUCAGGUGGAUGGCCUGGAGCAAAGGCAGCAGGAGAUGGAGCAGAGGAUUCAAAGGGAGAAGGAGCAGCUGCAGGAGAGCCAGAAGCAGCUUCAGGCUAUGGAGAAUCAGCUUAUGGACAUGGAGAAGCAGAUGAAGGUUGCUGAGCAGCAGCUUCGGGCCGAACGCGAAAGGAUGGCUUGGGAGCAACGGCUAAUUUCCCAGGCCUUGUUUGACGCCAACCUGGAGCUCAUGCACCGAUCAAAGGGAUCCUCAUAA